Molecule: messenger RNA, 573 nt
Organism: Adineta steineri
Lineage: Eukaryota; Metazoa; Rotifera; Eurotatoria; Adinetida; Adinetidae
Source: the annotation of a GenBank genome assembly
AUGACAAUACCAACAAUGAAUGAAGAUCGAAGCAUGCCACGAUGUCAACCUUUAAUCACAUAUGAAGAGAUACAGCAUAUACUUGCGCAAGGUCCAUGUAUAGAAUAUCGAUUAAAACGCCACGAUGAUAAUCAAGCGAAUUCUACUAAUCAUAUCUAUGCACUACAAUCAACCAUCAAUGAUCAACGACAAUUCAUUCAUGAUCAUCACAGAUGGAUCUUCUAUUUACUGAAUAGUACGAUCAAAGUGACCGAACUCGAACAACACUAUGCAGAACAACAUAGUAAAAUCAAACCCCAUUGGAAAAGUUGGCGUGAUGUGUGUCUCCUUCUAUUAAUGGCCAUUUGUAUUGGAAUUCCAAUCUGUUUUGUGAUCCGUCGCGUUCGCCUUCUUGAUGUACUCACAUCGUAUUUACUUCGUCGUCAUCAACAUAAACUUGAACAAAAACAAAAUCAAAUAAUGGAAAAGAAAGUCAAGAUAAGUGAUCCAUCUGCUACAGAUACACCAACAACCCCAGUUUAUACAAUCAAACAAGAUGUCCUACGUUAUACACAUGCUUCUGAUUCAUCAUAA